Molecule: messenger RNA, 1748 nt
Organism: Musa acuminata subsp. malaccensis (wild Malaysian banana)
Lineage: Eukaryota; Viridiplantae; Streptophyta; Magnoliopsida; Zingiberales; Musaceae
Product: pentatricopeptide repeat-containing protein At3g21470-like
Molecular function (GO): protein binding
Source: RefSeq, a predicted model, not a curated record
UGUAAUGCCGCCAGGCCACGUCUACGUGAGGCAGCUCCAUGUCUCUCUUCUAUCCAAAGCAACACAGGAUCCACUGCUGUGGACUCAGCUGUUUAGAGAUUACCUCUCUCAUGGCUUUCCAAAGGAAGCUCUCCUCAUAUACACCCGAAAUCUACCAAACAGAGCCCAUCAACGUAUCCUGCCUUUGGUCCUCAAGGCAUGCACCUCACUCUCUUUCGUCGCGCUUGGACAAUCUCUGCAUGCGGAGUCGGUCAAGUAUGGGAUAGACCAUGAGCUCCUGGUCGGGACCUCCUUGGUUUCCAUGUACUGUAAAUGCCAUCGAACGACAAACGCUAGAAGGAUGUUUGAGGAAAUGCCGGAGAAGAAUGCGGUGACCUUUAAUGCGAUGAUCAGCGGAUACUCCAUGGUUGGUGAGAUGGGCUCAGCUUUGGACCUCCUCGAUCGGAUGCCCGGAAAGACUCCGGUGACCUGGGUUGUGUUGAUUGAAGGUUUCGCGAGAAUCGGUGAUACCGUUGCCGCGAGGCGCUUGUUCGACCAGAUCACGGACCAGCUGAGGACGGUCCCGGCAUGGACUGUUAUGGUCCAUGGCUAUAUUAUUAACGGUGAGACGGAUGCAGCGAGGACGUUGUUCGACCAAAUGCCGUGCAGGAAUGCCUUCGUGUGGUCAUCGAUGAUCACAGGGUACUUCAAGAAGGGCGACGCUGCGGAGGCCCAGAGACUGUUCGAUCAAAUUCCCGUGCGGAACUUGGUGAAUUGGAAUGCGCUGAUCGCGGGUUACACCCAGAUUGGAUGCUGCGAGAAGGCAUUGGAAGCGUUCAGGCGGAUGCGGAGGGACGGUUUCGAACCUGAUGAGUUCACAAUGGCUAGCUUGCUGUCAGCUUGCGGGCAGCUGGGUUCUCUGCAACAUGGUAGAGAGAUGCACGAGCUGAUCAAUGGGCGGAGAAUCAAGAUGAAUUAUUUCGUGCUGAAUGGGCUGGUUGAUAUGUACGCAAAGUGCGGGGAUGUCGAGCGAGCAAGGAGCAUAUUCAAUGGGAUGACCAAAAGGAACGCCUCGUGCUGGAACUCCAUGAUUUCGGGCCUCGCUAGCCAUGGUCAAAGCAGAGAAGCUCUCCGGCUUUUCGCGGCAAUGGAGGAGUCGGAAGAGAAGCCCGACGCGAUCACAUUCCUCGUUCUUCUUUCCGCUUGCACGCACGCAGGAUUUGUGAAGGAAGGGCUAGAGAUCUUCGCGAAGAUGGACAAGUACGGAUUGGCCGCGGGAGUAGAGCACUACGGGUGUUUGAUCGAUCUGUUGGGGCGAGCGGGAAGGGUAGCGGAAGCUUAUGACGUGAUCCAGAAGAUGCCGAUGGCGCCGAACGAGGUGGUGUGGGGGGCAUUGCUCGGAGCUUGCAAGCUGCAUCUGGAGACCGAGGUGGCCGAUAAGGUGAUCCGCCAUGUGGGUCGCUUGAACUCGGUUGCCGGAUGCGAUGCGCAGUACGUGAUUCUAUCGAACAUUUAUGCUGCUUCAGAGAAAUGGCAAGAAGCGGAGAAGAUAAGGAGGGCAAUGCAGGAGCACGGAAUCCAGAAGUUGCCUGGUUGCAGUUCUGUUGUUGGCGGGGAAGACAAGAGAGGUUGAAAACCUAUUUUAUUAGGUUUAUCAAAUUAAUUAAUUAGCUUACCAUUAAUUACGUCUUAUGUCACUCUAAUGAGAGCAUGAAAACCGAUGUGAUUAAUCAUUAAGUUCUUAUAAUUAGGCCAAAAAAGGCAUUUAU